AUGAUUGAAAUCGUUACUGCUUUGGAUCCUGAAAUUCCUAGGGGUGCCGUCGCCUGGAAACCACCUCGUACACCGCUUAUCGGAACUGAUGCUGGCACCAGCCAACGGAACAACGACCACGAUCGUCCUCGACAAUUUCGCAUAUGGAUUCCAUGCGAUGCACUCGAACAUCUCUGGGUGGCACUUGCCGAAGCAGAAGUACGCAUCAUAGGCGGGAGCGUCCUUAUCAUACAUAAAGGUAACUGGGUACGUGCAGGUACGGCUGCGUGGACACCAGAAGGCGUCUCUGUAUUGAACGACGGGCUUGCCGCUUCCGACGAAUUUGGCUUGAGUCGGAAGAAGGACGUGCCCUUGUACGAAGAGGAUGAACAUGAGGAUAAGAUCACUGUCGAACUAGACGAACACGGCCCUCUGGACGGCGUUGUCACAACGAGUCCUGUCGUCGAGUGCUUUGAAGAAAACGAUGACGAAGACGAGGCUGAGGAGGAUGACUCUCACCUGUUCGCACUCUUCUUGAUAGACUUUGCACAUACACGACUCGCGCCUGGAUAGGGACCUGACUCGGGCAUUCUGCUUGGUAUGGCCACGCUCAUCCAACUCAUUUGCGAGCGGCAGGGUGCUGUUCAGGCAUUGGAUGGUGAAGUGUAUAUGUAAAGAAAGCUUGCUGUCACGCAUAAGUGCAAAACGCCGUUGCCAUGGUACAACUGCAUCCAGUGGAUGCGGCGUUGAGCCGUACCUUAUACCUCGUGGAAGGAUACUUUCUAAAGAGUCUUAGCCAU
Molecule: messenger RNA, 779 nt
Organism: Pisolithus orientalis
Lineage: Eukaryota; Fungi; Basidiomycota; Agaricomycetes; Boletales; Pisolithaceae
Exons: 2
Coding region: 1-552 (183 amino acids)
Biological process (GO): inositol phosphate biosynthetic process
Molecular function (GO): kinase activity
Source: RefSeq, a predicted model, not a curated record